This is a messenger RNA of Morone saxatilis (striped sea-bass), 2613 nucleotides long. RefSeq names its product high affinity cGMP-specific 3',5'-cyclic phosphodiesterase 9A-like. The transcript is spliced from 14 exons. Gene Ontology annotation, molecular function: 3',5'-cyclic-GMP phosphodiesterase activity. The record is from RefSeq and is a predicted model, not a curated record. NCBI's taxonomy places the organism in Eukaryota, Metazoa, Chordata, Actinopteri, Moronidae. The coding region runs from base 282 to 1922 and encodes 546 amino acids. Gene Ontology annotation, biological process: cGMP catabolic process.
UGUGUGAGUUUUGCUGCCACAUACUGGACGGGAGAGAAUUUAGGGGGUCACGUAAAAGACAGGACACGGAAAUAAAAUCUUUAUUCAUUCAUUUGUAAUCUAAUUUGAAUACUUUUAGAUUAUUUCAAGAAAAUAUUGCACCAUAUACAAAUAUAAAUGUUCUAUUUUCUCUUAAACAUCUCAAAAAAUGUUUGUUUUUUUGCAUUAACACUUCAAAUUACAAAAACAGCAGUGACACCAGGUGUACUGAUUACUACCCAACCCUGGGAGAGGAAGGCUGGAUGAGAGGGUGGGCUCUCUGUCAGCUGCAGGUGGUCCAUUACAGAUUGUUGGUGUCAGUGUCAAGAGGUCUCAUUUUCCUGUCUGAAGCAGGUCAUGACCCACCUGGCUCUGGGAUGACAACAAAAAUCAUCCAUUUCAUGCUCAACGGGAGGCUGGAGCAAGCGGAGUUUGGAGCCGACUGCUCUGCUGCAGAUGUCAAAGAUCUGUUCCGGGCGGCGGCGGAGGCAGGGCCUCACCACAUCCUGAAAAUGUACAGCACAAACGGCAGCAUGUUGAACAUCUCCCCCCGGCUGGAAGCCAACAGCGAGGACUCGUACUACCGCCUGGAGGUGGUGGCGGCAGAUGUUAAGAAUGUGGGGAUGCCAACAGAGCUGGACAACAUGGAAUGCAGGCUGCAUCAUCUGGAGAGCAAAGUCAUUGAAGACGUGGGAAAGACUCCGGACAUCAUCUGUGAGCUUAAGAGCCAAGUGGAGUCUUUUAAGAGGAAGCUGGAGAGUGUGGAGCACCUGAGCUGGAUGGGUCUGUUCAAGGAAGACAGUGAUCAGCAGCUCUCCAAGUUCUCCCCGAAACCCAAAACACCUCAUCUGAGCGUGCAGGAGGAGCGCCAACAAGUCCGCAGGAAGUUCCUCAACAUGAGCUCGCUGCAGGUCACAGAAGAGGUGAGAGAGCAUCUGAAAACUCCCAUUUUUGACAACUGCACGACUCUCUCACCUGUGUGUGGUGUUAACAGGCAGUGGGAGGAGGCGGAGAUGCUAGUGCUCCUCCAGGUGAUGUUCACCGACCUGGAAUUCCUGACGGCGUUCCAUAUCAAGCUGGAAGUGCUGCAGAACUUCCUGUUUGAGGUCUACUGCCACUACAACAGCAUCCCCUUCCACAACUUCAGGCACUGCUUCUGCGUCACUCAGAUGAUGUACGGGCUGAUCUGGCUGACAGACCUCAGGAGUAAAUUAUCAAGAAUCGACCUGUUGAUUAUGUUGACCUCGGCUCUGUGCCACGACCUCGACCACCCUGGCUACAACAACGUCUACCAGAUCAAUGCGCAGACUGACUUAGCUCUUCGCUACAAUGAUAUUUCCCCCCUGGAAAACCAUCACUGUGCCGUGGCCUUCGGCAUCUUGUCCAAGCCGGAGUGCAACAUCCUAAAAAAUCUGACCUGUGAGCAGUACAAACACAUCCGUGGAGGAAUGAUCAGAUGUAUUCUGGCCACCGACAUGGCGAGACACAACGAAAUUCUCAACAAGUUCAAAAUCAUGCAGCCGGUGUUCGACUUCACCAACAAGGACCACAAGGAAGUGCUGAUGAAGAUCAUGGUGAAGGUGAGCGACAUCUCCAACGAGGCGAGGCCGAUGGCCGUGGCCGAGCCCUGGCUGGACUGUCUGCUGCAGGAGUUCUUCAACCAGAGCGACACAGAGAAACUCAAAGGGCUCCCAGUGACUCCUUUCAUGGACCGAGACAAAGUGUCCAAACCGUCCUCUCAGACCAACUUCAUCCGAUUUGUCCUCUUGCCGCUCUUCACCGAGCUCACCAAGCUGUUUCCCUGUCUGGAGCAGCACAUUCUGGAGCCGGUGCGACGGGCCCUGGAGUAUUACUCCGACAUGGAGAGGGCCAGCAUGCAGGAGCAGGGGACGACCAAAGCAUGAGGAGUACGCGCUGGCCGACAGAGCGUUGUAUCAGCAGCAGUGUGCUAGAGGAAGUUGUUGCAUCUGAAAAAUUGUCAUUUAAAAUGUUGAGGAUUUACGUCUUAGUUGUUUCUAGUUGGGAUUAUGUCCACCAUUUCAAAGUGGUUAUAGUUUUAUAAGAUUUGGAUACCAGUGAGACAUUAUCUAGCUAUUAUUGGACAUGUUGGUGUAUUUUAAUAGGAUAGGAAUAAUCCUAUUUAUUGUUCAGUUAAUCUGCUGGAUUAUUAAACGUUUUCCAUUUUCUGCAAAAGAGCAUGAUUUUUUUUACGUUUAUCUUUAUGGAUUAUAUUGAUGCCGAGUUGGCAAGAAGACAAAUCACUCGUACACGUUACAAUCUCUGUCUGCGUCAGCGUAAUGUGUUAUCAACAGGUAUUGCUAACAAUUGUUAACCUGGACGGAACUUGGUUUUCCGCCUUGUUCCUGUUGACCUCAAGUGAGUGCAAUGCAGACAUAUAUUUCAGUAUUCUCAUUAAAUAAUUUAUUUUAUUUUCUAAUAAAACAGUCCCACAGUUUGAGAACCAGCAGACUAACACACUGUUGGUUUUCACCUUUUAAGGGAUUUGUUGAGAAAGAAAAUAAAGAAUGACAUCAGACUUAUCCUAUGAAUUACCCAACAUGUAAUUGUUUUGAUCAUUUGAUGAUUGAUAUGAAC